This is a messenger RNA of Ectocarpus sp. CCAP 1310/34, 2285 nucleotides long. Lineage: Eukaryota; Phaeophyceae; Ectocarpales; Ectocarpaceae. The record is from the annotation of a GenBank genome assembly.
CCCUCGUCCUCCUCUUGACCGUCGUUCCUCUUGCUGACCCAACCCCAACAAACACGAAGUCGACAUGGUUGCAAGAGGUUCCCUUCUGUCUGUUGUGAUGGGAUUGACCUUGAACCAGGCGCCUCGUGUAGCGUGCUUCUGCACGGUUGUUCGGCCCUCUGCACAUCGAGCACGUGUACAUCAAGCACGAGCAACCGCAGCACCGCACAGCAGCUCAAGAUGGAAUAGCAACGGGUUCCAAGGCGGGGCCAGUUUGGGGUCAGCAGCAUCUUUGGUGCGACUUCGAGCGGUGGAGGAGCCAGCGGCGGCGGCGGCGGCGGCGGCGGCGGCGGCGGCAGCGGCGGCAGCAGCAGCAGCAGCGGAGGCGGAGGAUAGAGAGCCGGACGCGAUCGACCUCGACAUCGAAACACAGAUGGAAGCGGAGCGCAUCAUGGCGCAGCUGCAGAGCGAGAACGAGCGACAGGACGCCGUCCCAGACGACGGCAGCCCCAAGUACAUGCCCUCCACGGAAGACACUGACCCGAUCGUGAGGGCCCUCAAGACGGUCCUCAAGUGCAAGGAGGUCACAGACUGGGAGCUGCUAGACAGUCGAUGGAACGGCAACGAGGCCUUGAGGUGGACCACCGACAGGGGUCCGUACUUCGUUAAGAUGAACCGGGUGGAAGACAUGAGCGUCUUCAUGACAGAGGCCGUGAGCUUGAGCGCUUUGGCGAAGGCGAACGUGAUGCAGGUGCCCAAGCCGCUGCACCUGGGGGUGCUACCAAAGGUGGGGGAAAUCGGGCCUGGCGCCUUCAUGAUCCUCGAGCAUCUGGCGCUCGUUCCCUUCGGCCCCAUGCGUCCCGGAAACCAGGCCGCGCUUGGGAACAGCUUGGCGGACCUGCACCUGAGCAAGGAGCACGACGCGUUGCACCAGGGGAGGUUCGGGUUCCCGGUGUCGAAUUUCCUGGCGCUGACGCCCCUGAACAACGCGUGGUGCGACACGUGGACGGAAUUCUUCAAGAGGCGCAUGUCGGACCAGAUCGAGGGCUUGCUCAAGGACAAGGCGUACGGCCGAGCCGCGUUGGUAGAGGGGGAGCCCGACACCGCUGACGUGUUGAAGCGAUUCAGAGCGGUGGAGGAGAGGGUGGGCGACAUUCUUGAGGGAGCCACCGUGACGCCUUCACUUCUACACGGGGACCUGUGGAUAGGGAACACGGGGGCUACCAUCGAGGGGCCGUGCAUGUUCGAUCCGGCGAGUUUCUUCGGCCACUCCGAGUUCGAGCUGGCCAUCAUGGAAAUGUUUGGGGGGUUCCAGGAACCGUUUUGGACUGCGUACCACGACAAGAUCCCGAAGGCGGAGGGCUUCGAGCGAAGACAGAAGCUGUACAAGCUGUAUCACUACCUGAACCAGCUGAAUCUCUUCGGCGACCCGAAGGUCCGGGAGACUGUGGAGACGCUCACCAAUGAGAUACUGUCUGAUCUGGAUGGGUAGACCACGGUCAUCGAUUUGUAGAAAAACAGGACCUGUUCACUCUUCCUUGCUCGCACGUAGAGGUCUCUAGUGGCGUGUCUAGCGGCGUCUACAGCGUAAGGACAGAUACAUGCACAUAUGUGUACCGGUCUUUAGGUUCUGUUUAUGAAUCGAUGCUUGGAUCGGGUGCGACAGUUGGAGGACAUUCUGGUGUGUGAAUCUGCCCUUGAAUUCCUCUGCCUAGCGACAAGUGUCAAGAGAGACAGAGAGAGGGAGAUCUGGAGGUCCUUUGGAAUGUAGGUAGGUAUGCACUAAGUUUUUGGGACUUAGCUCCUACCAUCCAAAACAAACUGCAGCUUGUGUAGAAGAGUUGUUCGGAAGAAGUUACUUUUUGGAGUCUCCCGAAGGUUAACGUUCUUGCUGUAAACUUUGGAGUCGGCGGAGCAGGACUGCAUAGAUGCGGUGCAAAUAGUGGUGGCACAAACUGUAGUCGAUCAAAUAGCGUAGACUUAAAAAAGAGCGAUAACACUGUUAGACAGCUGGGGGGGGUAGAGAGCCGUCAUUACUGUCGACAAAGAAAAAAAUCGAACUUCAGCGAGGAGGGUAGCUGCUACUUCCGACUUCAUGCUGCUCCAUGGUAAAUCGAAGCAUCCUGUGGGCUGCGGUAUAGCUCCUGACCGUGUUGGCCUGCCGCCGUUUUUUCGGCCAAGCGAGUCCACUAGAAAAAUAGUACUUCUAGAAGUAUGCAGUAUGCAGCAAAGCAGUCACCCGAGAGUUUGCCAUCGUGGCGUUCAGAGUCUCCUCUUCUUGUUUUUGGAUGGUGCGAAUACUCCCG